Protopterus annectens (West African lungfish) is the source of this 2048-nucleotide messenger RNA. RefSeq lists its product as uncharacterized. Bases 368 to 1699 code for a protein of 443 amino acids. The transcript has 5 exons. NCBI's taxonomy places the organism in Eukaryota, Metazoa, Chordata, Ceratodontiformes, Protopteridae. The record is from RefSeq and is a predicted model, not a curated record.
AUGAUGACAUCAAAGGUCGAAGGACAGCAUUGAAACUUGUUCUCCAUUUUAAUCAGAAAGCAUGCAGAAGCUGUUCAGAUGAAUGCUAGCAAGUGUAUUGCUUUGCUGUUAUGUGUGAAGCUCUGAGCUGGCAUAUAUGUGCGUUAAAUCUGCUGAGUGCUAGCAUGUGAAUACUCUUCUCAUGUGAAUAAUGAGACAGCAAGCAGACUGAGGGCUAAUGAAAUGCUUUCUGAAUGCCAGCAGCUAUGCAGCUUUGGUUUGUUGUUUCCUAAUGAUAUGUGAAGUUAUAGUACUGUGAUAAGUGUUAGGGUCUGCAGAUUUCGUCUCGAGUCCCACUUUUAUUCUACUGUAAUUGCAUGCUGAUAAGAUGUUUAGCAGAAGCAGUGAAGAAGAGCUCUAUGCCUGUGUGUUUAUUGCCUCCGAUGUCUCAGUCUGGACACAGCCAGUAUCUGAUCUGCAUUUCAACAACAACAACAACAGCAGCUCUUCAUCUGUGACUGUGGGAAGUCAAGUGGCCUUCAAGUUACCAGUCCAGUUUACUGAUGAGGAAAGCAAACAGGUGAUUCUGGGGGAGCAAGACCAAGAAGGGACAAUCUUGGCUGUGUGUGCUGGUUUUGAACUUUGCAAUGAAAAACAGAAGUAUUACAAAAGGCUAAUAGAUGAAAACAAAUGCAGUUCACCUGCUGAAAUCCUGAAUUUGCUUGUCAACGAUGCAAACAGAAGUGACUGUAGCAUCAGUUCAAAUAUUACUUCCAAAAGUGGAGUUCAGCUUCUGGAUGCUGUGCAUGAGAGUAUGCCAAGUAAAAGGAGAAAAGCAGGAGAACUUCUGAGCGUACCUCAUCAUAUGUCUAACAUAAAUGAGUCCUUCAUGCCUGUAACAGUAACUCAGGUGCCAAAUGCUUGGAAUGCACCUGACUGGUGUGAACCAGCAGUACCUGUCAAAUCUGAACAGGCAGAAGAGAUGAGAGCAAGAAACCCAGCAGAGAACAACUAUCUGCAAAUGCCCUGGAAUGACCUGCAACCACAGGAAGAAGAAAAGGGAGAAGGGGAGAAUCCCUUUGCGGUUUUAGAAAAAUUGAUAAAAGAAAACCAGAUGCUAAAGAAGGAAAAUGCACGUUUAAAGCAGAUGCUUCAAGCAGCUCAAAAUGCUAUACCAUUUAGGCUGCUUUCUCAAGACACUCGACAGUCAGCAGUGUUCUACCUACGGAUGGUUUUGGAACAGCUUGAGGGAAUUGUUAGCCCACCAUGGUAUAAUGAAACAAUGGGUAGAAAUCUCAACAGUUCUCCAGCAACAGAAGUAAGGAAAUCACCUCAGGACAAGAAUUUGAGACCUUUAGUUGUUGAUCCCGCUGACCCAGAGAGAUUUUCUGAAGUGCUUGUGGAUUCCAACAAAUUGUACAAUGUGGUGAAAAAGGCCAGAGAGCAAAAAGUGCAUGAGGGUGGCUGUUUGCUGAAUGGAGUCAUAGACUUGGUUUUUACUGCUAAGGAGCUCUCUGAAUCUCACGGUUUAGGGUUGAAAGGCAAGAACAAAGAAGACAAAGCCCUUGACAGGGUUAAAGUAGCUGCUUGUGAAGUAUUUCUGCGACAGACAUGUGCCAAAGAGGGUUGGAAAGAGCCAAGUCAACUUGAAUUUAGGAAGAAAUUUACAGCCAAAAUUUGUAACUCAAGGAGGGAUAUGAAAUCUUCAGCACAGCAAUAACUCCAAACUUUUUUCAAAGCAGUUGUAUUUCAAAUAUGAAUGGAAUGACUUGGAAAAUUGAAUUAACAUGUAGUUUGCAGUAUUAUUUAGCUAUGACUAAAAUGUCAAAAUUGCAGAGGGACUCCAUCAUAUUAAAUAGCUUUCUCAUUCAUUUAUAAACUGUUAGGAAAUAAGCAUAUACUUAGAUCAAAUGCAGGCAACAUAACUUCUAUCUAUACAUAUAUAUUUAAGAAUUUAGAACAUAAUUUUAUAACUCAGAAACUACUACAAUGUUAGUAAAUUGUGAAUAAGCGUACUGCAUAUGACCCAUUUUCAGAAGUAAUAUUUAUAAAUAAAAUUCUGAACAACA